AGAACUUAGAAAAUACAAGUCGGCAAGGUUCGUUCACGAUAUGCCAAAGCCUCACACCAAGUCUCGUUUCGGUUGCAAGGAGUGCAAACGACGUAAGAUAAAAUGCGACGAGGUACGGCCUUCAUGUACCAGAUGUACCAAUUUAGGGCGACAAUGCUUAUAUCUUGCCGCCUUCAGUGUUUCCACACUUCCUACGCUCCCUACACUCCCUACUACACUACACUCUUCAACAGAACCCAGCCGUGAAUGCACCCCAAGCACCUCGUUAUGCACCUCUCAAUCCAGCCCGCCAGAAACUAUUUCAACUACUUCAGCUCCGUCAUAUGUGCUUGUCGAGUCGUACAGUUUAUUCCACAUGGAGUUACUGAAUCAUCUUAAGAACCAAAUGGUGAAGCUUGUUCAACCAAUUCAUAUUGAGCUCAGUCAACUUUUCGAUCUUGCGUAUGAGGAAGCCCUCAAAAUUCCAUAUUUGAUGGACGAGUUGAUUGCCUUUUCCGCUGCCCACAAGAGCACUCUUACAGGCGAAAGUCAGUCUUCCUACCGGAUCGAAUCAACUAGACUACAAACUCGCGCACUAAAUCAAUUCCAUACUCAAUCUCCAGAAGUUACCGACGAUAACUGUCUGGCUCUCUUCGUUUUCUCCACUAUCCUUGGGCAGCAUGUGCUCUUUGACGCGCUAUCGGCCUCCUUGGAACUUUCAACGGUCCUAGACAAACUCACACAAUGUAUCGAUAUACAUCAUGGCAUCCGCGCUGUCGCUGGUCAAUCUUGGCAGAAAGUCUCCAUCAUUUUUCGGGAUCGGAUAUCUUUAGACCUCGCGUACGCAGGGAAAGAUAUUGCAGCCACGUCAGGGAUUGAGUGCGAUAACCUCUUACAGCGGCUUGGCGAGGAGGUGUCGGACCAACCCACACUCCGGGUAUAUGUGGAGGCCGUCAAGAUACUCCAGUAUCUCUUCGAUUCUCUGCACUCUUCCGACGCUCGACGAUUCGUUGUCGUGCAGGAGUGGCUCGUGCGCGUCUCAAAGCAGUAUACGCAAUGCCUACGUCAGAGGCGGCCAGAAGCUCUUGUUAUCCUUGCCUACUUCGCGGUACUCUUGCACCGCGCCAGCGACUACUGGGUCGUCGGUCAAUCUGGAAGAUUUAUAAUAAAGGCCAUCACCAGUCAUCUGGGCCCAUAUUGGACCGACUGGCUCGAGUGGCCGAAUCGCUCCGUAUGGAAAGUAAAUUAACACCGUCAUAUAGCACCAAUUACUAUCAAGCGUGAGAAUAUAACGACAGAAAACAGCCAGCACCUUAAGAUACGUGCCUUCUCCGCUUUAUCCUAUUUGUUUUAUUAGCGAUCACAAUCCAGGGGUUCUAAGGGGUUAAAAAUUGCUCCAAAUUUAAUAGUAAAAAUACCCGGGAGGGGUAUUUCGUCAUAUUUAUACGAAAUAGAAAAUAUGAUAAAAAUG
This is a messenger RNA of Hypoxylon trugodes, 1450 nucleotides long. RefSeq lists its product as uncharacterized. Bases 41 to 1228 code for a protein of 395 amino acids. Gene Ontology annotation, molecular function: DNA-binding transcription activator activity, RNA polymerase II-specific; zinc ion binding. Gene Ontology annotation, biological process: regulation of transcription by RNA polymerase II. The record is from RefSeq and is a predicted model, not a curated record. NCBI's taxonomy places the organism in Eukaryota, Fungi, Ascomycota, Sordariomycetes, Xylariales, Hypoxylaceae. The transcript has a single exon.